AUGAAAGAUCUGUCGUUGUCUGAUGAUGAGGAUGAAGAAGGAGAAACAGACGAAGAAUUUGACGAUGAUGAUUUGAAUUGGGCGGAAGAGAAGGAUGUCAAAGAAAAAAUCGAUAAGGACGAAGGUCUGACUGAAGAACAAUCUGUCGCGAUUGAAAAGAUAUCGUCCAAAGCAGCGAAGAAGCUAGGACAAUUCUCUAGGCAAGUAUCAUCAGAAGCAUCAGUAGCCGCUUCAGAUCGUCUUCUCAAAGAGCUGAAAGCAAUCUACAAAUCUGAUUCGCUGAAAGACGGCAAAUUCAGUAUCGAAAUCGUUGAAGACAAUAUUUAUGAAUGGAAAGUCGUUCUCCACGAUUUUGAACCGACAUCACCACUGGCCAAGGAUCUUGCCAAACUGUCCGAGAUCAAGAAGGAAAAGAUAGGAGUCGAGCUUCGCUUUCACUUUAGUGCGGAUUAUCCAUUCGCGCCCCCUUUUGUCCGAGUCGUCGCACCCGUUCUCUACAAAGGCUACACAUUUCCAGGGGGAGCAAUGUGUAUGGAAAUGCUCACCGCCGAUGGCUGGUGCCCGGCAUAUUCCCCCGAAACAGUCUGCACUCAGAUCGCUGUCUCCCUCGUUCGUGGACGUGGUCGCGUUCAGGAAAUCAUCAAAAAAGAGUUUGAAGAAACUGCCGGAAAGCCAGCUGACAUGAGCGAAGAAGAAUACAACGGCCGAAGAAUGCUUUUCGUCAGCUCAACUCUCAACAGACCAAAAUACACUCUCGAGGCUGCGCGAUCUGACUUCCGAAAAAUCAGCAUUAUGCACAAGAAACAUGGCUGGCAUCCCGAAAAAAGCUAA
Molecule: messenger RNA, 831 nt
Organism: Oikopleura dioica
Lineage: Eukaryota; Metazoa; Chordata; Appendicularia; Copelata; Oikopleuridae
Source: the annotation of a GenBank genome assembly